Molecule: messenger RNA, 2331 nt
Organism: Pygocentrus nattereri (red-bellied piranha)
Lineage: Eukaryota; Metazoa; Chordata; Actinopteri; Characiformes; Serrasalmidae
Gene: fut8b
Product: fucosyltransferase 8b (alpha (1,6) fucosyltransferase)
Exons: 11
Coding region: 483-2237 (584 amino acids)
Biological process (GO): protein N-linked glycosylation
Cellular component (GO): Golgi cisterna membrane
Molecular function (GO): protein binding; glycoprotein 6-alpha-L-fucosyltransferase activity
Source: RefSeq, a predicted model, not a curated record
GAUCUCCAGGCGAGCAGCAGGCAGCAGCAGGAUCGCGCGCUCUCAGACACACAGCACGUUGGAUUCAUGGAUCCAGAGGCUCGUGCCUGUCAUACCAGAGGCGAACCAGCUCGAGACGUGUUUACACAUCUGCACGCGCUCUGUGCACGAGGUGGGGAGUUCACCAAAUAUAGAGUUUGAUGCAGGGAGAAGAGGCAGUUCAGUGCUCAGUGCCAGGUUAAAAACAUCAAGAAGCUUGCUCACACAUCUCAGGACUGAAACUGAUGUCCAGGAGUGAGCUGAAGUGAAAGUGCAGCAGAAAGACCACCCUGCAGCCAACUUGGCAUCCAAUCACCAUGCCUGAGCAUACUUAAAUAGAGCUACUGGUACAAAUAAAACAACGAUAAAGCAGCACUUCCUGGCUUCUGACCAGCUUAACUUCACUGAGAUGACCGUACGUCUUUUGUGGUGACCGUGGUGGAGUGCGUGAGGUCAAAAUCAGCAUGCGUCCGUGGGCGGGGUCCUGGCGCUGGAUAGCCCUGGUGCUGCUGGCCUGGGGGACGCUGCUGUUCUACAUCGGGGGCCACCUGGUGCGGGACAGCGAAUACACACCUCGGUCCAGCAGAGAGCUGGCCAAAAUCCUCACCAAACUGGAGCGCCUCAAGCAGCAGAAUGAGGACCUGCGGCGCAUGGCACAGGCACUGAGGAUUCCUGAAGGACAGUCUGAUCGGCCCGUGUCUGCAGGCAGGCUGCGCUCUUUAGAGGAGCAGCUGAGUCGAGCAAAACAGAAAAUACACAACUACCAGAGACUGUUUGGAGACGCUGGUCCAGGCCGUGAGCAGGAGGAGUACAGGCGGAAAGUGGAGAAGGGUGUCAGAGAGCUGUGGUACUUUGUUCGCAGUGAAGUGAAAAAACUGAGCCAUGUGGAUCCAGCAGUGCUGCAGAAGCACACAGACACACUGCUGCAGGAUCUGGGACACCAGCAGAGGUCCAUCAUGACGGACCUGCACUACCUCAGCCAGGCAGACGGAGCUGGAGAGUGGAGAGAGAAGGAGGCGAAGGAUCUGACCAUGCUGGUGCAGAACAGGAUAUCUUAUCUCCAGAAUCCCCCUGACUGCAGUAAAGCGCGGAAGUUGGUGUGUAAUAUUAAUAAGGGCUGUGGUUAUGGCUGCCAGCUGCACCAUGUGGUUUACUGCUUUAUGAUCGCUUACGGCACCCAGCGCACACUCAUCCUCGAGUCGCACAACUGGCGCUAUGCCAACAACGGCUGGGAGACUGUCUUUAGGCCGGUCAGCGACACCUGCACUGACCGCACAGGAGCGUCCACCGGACACUGGUCAGGCGAGGAUAAUGACCGGGAAAUCCAGGUGGUAGAGCUGCCUAUAGUGGACAGUCUUCACCCCAGGCCCCCCUAUCUGCCCCUGGCCAUCCCGGAGGACCUAGCCCCCCGGCUCCAGCGUCUCCAUGGUGACCCUUCAGUCUGGUGGGUUUCUCAGUUUGUGAAGUAUCUGGUGCGUCCGCAGGCCUGGCUGGAGAAGGAGAUGCAGGAGGCCAGCGUCAAACUGGGCUUCAAACAUCCAAUUAUCGGAGUGCAUGUGAGACGGACAGACAAGGUCGGGACGGAGGCGGCAUUUCAUCCUAUAGAAGAGUACAUGGUGCACGUGGAGGAACAGUUCCAGUACAUGGCCCAGCGCAUCCAGCUGGACAAAAAGAGAGUUUAUCUGGCCACUGAUGAUCCCUCACUGCUACAGGAGGCCAAAAAUAAGUACCCAGACUACGAGUUUAUCAGUGAUAACUCCAUCUCGUGGUCAGCUGGGCUACAUAAUCGUUACACAGAGAACUCUCUGAGAGGAGUUAUACUGGACAUCCACUUUCUGUCCCAGACUGACUUCUUGGUUUGCACCUUUUCCUCACAGGUUUGCAGGGUGGCGUACGAGAUCAUGCAGACGCUCCACCCGGAUGCCUCCUCCUUCUUCUACUCUCUAGAUGAUAUUUACUACUUCGGAGGGCAAAACGCUCACAAUCAGAUUGCCAUCUACCCACACCAGCCCCGAAACGCCGAGGACAUCCCACUGGAGCCAGGCGACGUCAUCGGAGUGGCAGGAAACCACUGGGAUGGCUUCUCCAAGGGCAUAAACCGCAGGCUGGGCCAAACAGGCCUGUAUCCUUCCUACAAAGUGAAGGAAAAGAUCGAAACUGUGAAAUACCCCAUUUAUCCUGAGGCGGACAAACUGAUCACGUCACAGAGGAAGAAAUAAUGAAGGAAACGUGUUUUCUGUCAUGACAGAUUGUUCUCCAAAAUAAAAAAAGGCAAAAGGUUUCGUGCUUUCUGUUCCAGGGCAUUGUGUUUGA